AUGCUUCGUACCUAUAUCAAAUCUGACGAAUGCGAAUGGCAGCGUUUGCUUUCGGCCUUGGAACUUGCUUACAACACAGCAGGUCAUUCCUCCACCGAGCUCUCUCCCUUCGAGGUCAUGAUUGACGAGAAUCUGCUGGCUGCUGCGGACCUUGAUAUCGUAGGCGCGUUAGCUUCUACGCUCACUCCUCCGAUGACUAAGCUUUUCCGGCAGCUCUGCGACAGGGCACAGAGUCACAUUCUGAAAGCAAAAUGGCAGCAGAAGUACUACGCAGACACAAAGCGUCGAGCAGUGGAGUACGCGGUGGGCGACAAG
Messenger RNA from Eimeria necatrix, 315 nucleotides. RefSeq lists its product as hypothetical. Lineage: Eukaryota; Apicomplexa; Conoidasida; Eucoccidiorida; Eimeriidae. Gene Ontology annotation, molecular function: nucleic acid binding. The annotation marks the transcript as partial. The transcript has a single exon. The record is from RefSeq and is a predicted model, not a curated record.